AUGGAUAAUCAACAAGAAAUAACCGACUCUGCUCAAAUUAAGGAAUCUACAGUUUACUUUGAAAGUCUCUUAUGUGAUAUCCCGGCCACCUCACUACCUCAUGAUUUUCCGUUUCCAUUUUCUCAAAUUCAUCAAGAUGUCCUUCUUAAAUCUCUGUUAACCACCCUCCAAGAAGAUAUUAAAGAAGUAGUCUUUUCUAUUAAUAAAGUCAGUGUAGCUGGGCCUGAUGGAUUGUCUUCAGCAUUCUUUCAAGCUUGCUGGAAUACUAUCGCGGAGGAUAUCUCUACAGCUGUCAUGGAUUUCUUUAGGGGCACCCUUAUGCCCAGAAGCUUCACUGCCACAUCUAUCAUUCUCAUCCCUAAGAAUGACUCACCCUAA
Messenger RNA from Sesamum indicum (sesame), 378 nucleotides. RefSeq lists its product as uncharacterized. NCBI's taxonomy places the organism in Eukaryota, Viridiplantae, Streptophyta, Magnoliopsida, Lamiales, Pedaliaceae. The record is from RefSeq and is a predicted model, not a curated record.